UUGGUUUAAUUAGGAAGCUCCAGCUGCACUGGGUGUGAUGAUGACCAUGCUGCUUGUCGUGUUUAUUUGUUGUCAAACAACUGCUGCAGGACUGCCUUAUCAUGCUGCUCUGCAAAUUACCUUACUAUCAGUAAAUAAACAGGCUGCCAUUCAUCAGAUAGCUAAUCUCUGGGUUUACAGUUUCGUGACUGACGUCUUUUGGCCUCUGUACUCUGCUAAAUAUCCUGCCGAGAACAUUUACAGUAGAUCAGUGCUGUUCAUAUUUGAGCAGAGAGGAAAAAGGGGCUCGCUUCCUGGCUGUCUGUCUUGGUUUUCUCUCAUCAUUUCAUCAGUGGAUUGCAAAGGACAUCUUCCAGAUCUCCAUCCCGAAAGGAAGCAGUGACCCUGCCUGACUGACACCCUGCUUCUCCUGCCCUCCGCCCAACUCCGCCCCCCCACCCCCUGUCCUGUUGGGGUCUCCGUGCUGCCGGCGGUGGAUUGGAGCACUCUGAUUGGAGGCUUUGCGAGGUGGUUUUUCGGUCUGGCGCCGCCUCCCCCCGGGGCCGGCGUGCGCUCCCAGCAGCCCGUGGUGCCCUGUGCCCCCCCCUCCCCAUCACUGCACACCAGAGCCCAUGCCCAGGGAGGAGGCGUGGCGCGUCCGCCAGGAGCCAUGUGCCUCCCUCACACCAACAACAUGGACAACAGCAAGCUACAGGGGACGGGGCCGGGGGGCGGGGCUUCACUUCGACCACGAGCAGGAGGCGUUCCACUGGAGCCCUUCAUACACCAGGUGGGGGGUCACACCAGUAUGAUGCGUUAUGAUGACCACACGGUGUGUAAACCUCUGAUCAGCAGAGAGCAGCGCUUCUACGAGUCUCUGCCUCCAGAGAUGAAGGAGUUCACGCCCGAGUAUAAAGGUGUGGUGCUGGUUUGUUUCGAGGGCGACUCUGACGGCUACAUCAACCUGGUGGCUUACCCCUACGUGGAGAGCAACAUGGAGGGAGGGCCCGCAGAGCAUGAGGAGCGCGACCCCCCAGAGAGGGAGCAGCCGAGGAGGAAACACUCCAGACGCAGCCUCCAUCGCUCCUCCUCCUCCUCUGACCACAAGGACGAGCGAGGCGAGAGGAGGGAGUCGCACGACACUGACACCUCUGAAAAUCUUGCAGAGCUGAAGAGUCCCAGGCUCGACCCAAAGAUCCACUCGGACGUUCCCUUCCAGAUGUUGGACUGGAACAGUGGUUUGAGUUCAGAGAAGAUCAGUUACAACCCCUGGAGCCUCCGCUGCCACAAACAGCAGCUCAGCCGCAUGAGGUCUGAAUCCAAGGACCGCAAACUCUUCAAGUUCCUGUUGUUGGAGAAUGUGGUUCACCACUUCUCGUAUCCCUGCAUCCUGGACCUGAAGAUGGGCACCAGGCAGCACGGAGACGACGCCUCCGAGGAGAAGGCAGCCAGGCAGAUGAAGAAAUGUGAACAGAGCACUUCAGGGACGCUGGGAGUCAGAGUGUGUGGCAUGCAGGUGUACCAGCUGAACACCGGUCACUACCUCUGCAGGAACAAGUACUACGGCCGCGGCCUGUCGAUCGAAGGCUUCCGCCAGGCCCUCUACCAGUACAUGCACAACGGAACGGGUCUGAGGCAGGACCUCUUUGAACCAAUCCUGAAUAAGCUUCGCAGCCUGAAGGCGGUGCUGGAGAGGCAGGCGUCCUACCGCUUCUACUCGUCUUCACUGCUCAUCAUCUAUGAGGGACAGGAACCUGAGGGCCCUUCAGUCCUCAGCUCUGGGAAGCACGCAACCUUGAAGACUCCUUCGGCCCCCGCAGACCCCCACUGUGGACCCGGGCCCCUCGCACCUCCAGCCCCGUGUGCUCCCUGUGAAACGGACAUGAGCCAGAUACCAGACCCGGGGUCACUGCCCUCUCAGGGACCUGGCCUGAUGGCUCCGCCCCCACCCAACCGUCAUCCUCCCCCACAGGCCCCGCCCACCAACUCAGACUGCCACUCCUUCUUCCCCCCUCUCCCGUCGUCUCACCCCCAUCCAGAGACCCCUGCUCCCAGCUUAAUGUCCUUCACCCCUCCUCCCGCCCCCCAGCCCCAGCAGCCCCCCCUGGUGGACGUGCGUAUGAUCGACUUCGCCCACUCCACCUUCAAGGGUUUCCGCGGCGACACUGCGGUGCACGACGGGCCGGACCGGGGCUACGUGUUUGGACUGGAGAGCCUGGUCCAGAUCCUGGAGAGCCUGCGGGACGACAACCUGCCGUAGCUCAGAGCAUGAACGCACACAACCCCCCCAACACACACACACACACACACACACACACACACACAGACACACACACACACACAGCUUGUUGUUCAGGCCAUACAGUCAGCGCAAGUCGUGCCGCGGCGUUGUCAAGAACUGAGACGACUCGGCUGUAAAUAUGGAACAGGGUUCUCCUGGACGUCGCCAUGGCAACAUGGGCAUCGACAGUCGAGUAGUUACUAUAGCAACAGCCAGGAGGUGGGACAGUGGAGCUGAAAUGGCUGCAACUUCAAGCUGAUAUGGAGAACCUCAGUCCUACUGAGGGUCUGCACACCACACACACACACACACACCGACACACACACCGACACACAAACACACACAUUUGUACUUCUAUACUUGUGAGGACCCACAUUGACAUUCCCCCUCCCCUGACCUUCAGCAUCUUAACUGAAUGCUUCACCACAACCGUCAACCCUAAACUGAAUCCUUAACAUAAAGUCCUAAUCUGUGUUCUGCUUGUUUAUGUUGUUUGUAUGUCUCAGAAGGGAAUCUUGAAGGUCAGAUCUAAGGACAGGAUAAGUUCACCCAUAAAUCCCCCUGAGGUAGAUGAGGACUGGUUGUUAUAACGUAACCAAACGACAAGAGAAAAAAUGGCGUCCUACGGCUCCUCUGGUGUAAUCCAAGUCUUCAGGAGGCCCAAACCAGAUUGAUUUGAGAAGAUAUUAUUUAGCCUCUAAGCUAAAACCAUUAGCACGCACCCUGUCUGAGGUGAGGGGGGUGUAACUAACCCUAAUAAAUUUCCUAAUCACUCUCAGAGCUUCCAUAGGCUCAGAUUACACAGGACAGGCUGUACGAAGACCCUUAAUGUUAUUUACAUUCCAAAACAAAUCUCCAUCUACUUCAGCUGUAGGAGAAUGCUGCACUGCUGUUUUGCUGCGAAGCUCCAGAGGGUGAGAAGAUAUUGACUGAAUCUUUAUCUCUGGGUGGACUGUUCCUAUUAAGGUCAGCACAGAGAACCUCAGCAGAAGAAAAUGAAAACAAACUUCUGGUGUUACACUUUAUUCUGCACAGCGAAGCUCAGACAUCCAAGUAAAGUAACAACAAGCAAACACGCUCAUGAGUCGAUGGGUCUUUAACCAAAACACCAGUUUACAUCGAAACAUGUCCCCACUCCUACGAUCCAAAACUGAACCCGGUCCUCACCAAGAUAGACGAACAACAGCCAACACACACACACACACACUCACACAUGUCCUGGGAACAGUUGUCUGUGGAGCUGUUUGACAACACAGCGGGACAGAGCGUCCUCUCUGAACGACCAAUCAGCUGGAUCCCAGGGGCCGCCCACUGAAGUUGGCCAACACUCACUUUACCCCCUUUUCACCCCCUGACUCUCUCCCCCACCACAUCACGUCCACUUCCCCUCACUCCUCUUUCUCUACAGAAACCAAACCAGGACAGGUGAUCAGACUCUUUUUAGCGUUACCUUGACAACGCACUCAGAAACACAUCCAAGCAUCCGUUAAAGCAAUAGAUGGCGACGAUAGACGGCAACUUUUUUUUCUGCAGCAGUGUGGAGGGGCAGCAGCGCCCGCAGGGAGAACGGAGGGAAAGUGCAAAAGAGAUUUGCAUCGUAGACGUAGGCUUUAAGGAGAGAAUAUAGAUCAUUUCUAAACCGCUGUUUGUCCAUUUUUGGGGCUUUAUUCAAAAAAACCUUAGUAGUUGUUGUCCUGUAAAAUCAUCCAUUGGGUUAUUGUGUAAUAUUGAAAGCAUAAGUGUCACUUUUCCCAAACGUGGUCUGGUGAUAUUUUUAUUAUUGUCAACAAAUCCCAGAAAAAAAAAGACCCAAACCAACAAUGAUUUGAUUUAACAAGUAUCGUCAGCCUGAUAUAUCUUAUUCCUCUGUGCCAUAGAGCGCCAUUGUUGUCCAAAAACUAUUUAAAACACACGAGUGAGUCACUCACUCUUUUGACUCAGGCGCAGAGACAUCGCCCUGCUGUCCCAAAUAUUCAGCAGAGCAUCAAAUGUGGUUUAAUCCACCGCUGAGAAGAAUCCCCAGUAAGUGCAUUAUUUCCUCCUGUUUGAGUGACUGCAUUAUUCAGCUGCUUUAGGAAGUUACUGAGACGGAUAUUAAAUAUUAUAUAUCUGUGAGAUUAGAAGUUAUUUUCAUAUAUCAACAUAAUUUGGAGGGGGGAUUUUAUGCAGUAAAGAGAUGACAGGAAACCUCAGGCUGAACUCUGACGCGUCCCUGAAAGUUUAUUCUGACUUUGGACACAAAACAAUUCUUCCCAUAAUGUCUGUUUGAUAUCUGGAGCUUCUUCAAGUUGCUCAGUUGUCCGGUAAUUUUAGAUGUUGAAAUUUUGUCUUUAAAGAAUUGUCGGCAAUGUUGGCACAAUUAAUCGAAAUACUAUCGAUAUCAUAACAUGACUAAGUGCAAAAUUCAAAUAAUAAGAUGCUUCAGUUUUUUUAUAAAGGGAAAAAUGUGACAAAACAGCGUUUUACUGCAGAGAUUUGAUACAGACACAGAUAAAUGUCACAUCAUCGUAAAUUUAACAGGUUUUCACUCAGUUUUUUUUUUUUUUCAUACAGCCCCACUUUUAACGCUAACGUGUUUCCAGUGUUUCAGUGUCGAAAAGUCCUUUAAAAAGUCCUUUAUUAGUCGUUUUUAAGAUUCACAUCUCCAGUUAGAACAAAUGAAAUGUCUCAACAAACAGACUAAAUCAUUGCUGAUUUGAAUCUUUUCAAAGGAUUUGUUGAUGGUAAAAAAAUAAAAAUAAAAUGACACCAGCCUUUUUCUUUUAAGUUAGGGCUGGGCGAUAUGGUUGAGUAUUUAAUAAAAAUAAUAUUUUCUUACAUAUAUUCUAUACAUAUAUACAGUAUGUGAUAAAAUCACAACACUGCAAAUCUGCAAAAAUCACACACACUCAAAACAAAAACAAAUUCCUGUUCAUUACAAUGAACUGUCAUCUUUGAAAAUCAGGAGAGAACUGAAUCAUCGUGAAGGAAUCAUUUGAAAUAAUGCUGAAUUGUUGCCCAGCCCGGCCUCAAACGUGUCAAACACACUAAAGACAAAAACAAUCCUCCUCCUCUAACCGCAGAAGCAGAAUUGGCCGCAGUGUCUCAUUUGAAGAUGUCACUGUGUGUCUCAUCUGAUUGGUCCUGAUGAGACAGUGGUAGCCAAUCACAUUUGUCCAUUUAUGCUUCCUUCAACAAGUUCCAGAGGGCCGGCUGUGACGCAGCGCCGCCCCCUGCUGGACAGCAACAGGAACUCAACCCAAGAAGCUGGAUUAAGAGAGAGCAAAUAUGAAUAUUUUAUUUUGGUUUAUCGAGGUGAUAAUUUAUUUUUUUAUUGUACCUUUGCCCAUUUGUGUGGGUAAAUGUUUUGUCUUUUACAUGUGUCCCCCCCCCCCCCAAAAUGUAUAAAAUGUAAAGAAAUUAGUUGCAUCAGAGACACAACGUGUGAAACGUCAGGAGAAUACACAGUAUUAUAUGAGCUGACUCAAGUCCGUUUUAUUUGCUGCUUCAGUCCAAAGCUUGUUGUGUGUCAACAGACAGAACCAGGUCGUGUUUCAUGAGGAAAAAAAAAACUGUCGCAGCAAAUCCAGACUUCAGCCAGCUCACUGAACCCAACACUUGUGCCUGCUGUGGAGUUGUUGCUCAGGUGGGAAGCUCUAUUGAACGUGUGUGUGUGUGCGUGUGUGUGUGUUAGAACAGAGGUAGACGCCAUCUUUAGUCUUUGGUUUGUUUCACUUCACGUUUAAGGAGUUGGUAAAAGAGGUGCAUGCACAUUAACGUCCUCCUGUUUGGGUCAGUUUCCACCACAGCGUCAUUGUUACAGUCGUCACAGAGUCUAAAGCGGCGGUGGUCCAGGUUUCCUCUCAGAUCGUUGAUAUCUCAUCGUGGAUAUUAGCCUCAUCGACUGAUCAGUUAUUUAGCUGCAUUUUCUGCAAUCUGACAUCAUCCUGACUGUUUGUUAGAACAGUGAAAGUAAGUGAGAUUAAAUCUUUCCAGAA
Molecule: messenger RNA, 6237 nt
Organism: Acanthopagrus latus (yellowfin seabream)
Lineage: Eukaryota; Metazoa; Chordata; Actinopteri; Spariformes; Sparidae
Gene: ip6k1
Product: inositol hexakisphosphate kinase 1
Exons: 9
Coding region: 650-2239 (529 amino acids)
Biological process (GO): inositol phosphate biosynthetic process; phosphatidylinositol phosphate biosynthetic process
Cellular component (GO): cytoplasm; nucleus
Molecular function (GO): inositol hexakisphosphate kinase activity
Source: RefSeq, a predicted model, not a curated record